Molecule: messenger RNA, 1830 nt
Organism: Lachnellula hyalina
Lineage: Eukaryota; Fungi; Ascomycota; Leotiomycetes; Helotiales; Lachnaceae
Gene: YDR124W
Exons: 5
Coding region: 1-1830 (609 amino acids)
Source: RefSeq, a predicted model, not a curated record
AUGGUGAACGUGGGACGCAAUGCCUUAUCGCAAGGUGAAUUCUACCCAAGGGAUAACUGGCCUCGAAAUGAUCGCCAAUACAUGGAAAUUCAAGAUGGCAGGUUCAAUACACCCUCCGUCCAUGGCUAUCCCCAGGUAUUUAUCCCCGCUCCCAUCUACGAUACCAAGGCUGUCGAACAUGCAUUGAGAGAAUGUGCUCAGAUACCGGUGAAAGAGUUCGCUCUUAUUGUAAUGCAAGAUAAUGGAGAGCAAAAAACCUAUUCCUCGACAUCUCUAAAGCCCCACUGGCCCAAAAUCUUUACUGAACGUUUCAAACGGGACUUCCACCAAUGCGCUCGAUGGGCAAAUGCAGAAGGAUCGUAUCCGAAUUCAGCCUACGGCCAAGAAGGCAUGUACGACUUGGAGUUUGACAGUGGUCAUGAAUACAGGAGACAACCCGCAAGUGGAGAAUCUUCUUCCGAAAUGCCUCAUCGCUUCCGCAACCAUCAAUUGAGAUCAGUGGGGUCUAGCGAUGACCAAGUUAGCGGCAAAAGAAAACGAACCCGAUAUCUGACUGAUGAAAACACGACUAUUCCUCCAGUCCAGAAGUUUCAACACCUCGUGAUUGGGGAUGACGUUGAGGUUGAAAAGUUCUAUUUCCUUCGCUUUAAGGACUUGCAGCAAUCAUCUUGCAAGGUCAUGGCAAAAGCGUUUGUGAAAUUGGUUGAACCGAAGAAACAGACGCAUCAUCCAUAUACGAAAGGCGCGGAUAGAGCUCCGCCAUGGUGGCCGCCCUUGACAGGCGAGAAUGCCGUCAAACACAAGGAGCCCGAUCAUCUUUACAGGCCAGAGCGCAUCCGGCUUCUGAUCCACAUUCUUCGAAUGAUCGUUCAGCCUAAUCAUAAACAGCAUGAAGCCAUACAAAAACAUGACUUGAAUGUGAAAGCUCUUGAAGAAGUUACUUGGGAAGCAGCGUCGAAUUGGUUUAAUGACAAGGAGCAUCCGGAAAAUGCUGCCAAACGACCCUUUCUCAAAGAGAUCUUCAAGGUAGCCAAGUUUGAAGAACGUUACAAGCAUGAUGGCACUGCGACAGUUCCAAUUAUGUACGGCGAAAGAGGAGUUGAUGAUUCUGAUGACGAUGAAGAAGGGUGUAAAGAAGAAGACGACGAAAAUGAAAAUACUCCCGCUUCCAGCCCUGAAAGCUCGGCAACAAUGAUGCAAGCGCCACAGCAACAUUCUCCGUUUGAGACCGACAAUCAAACUGUUAUCCAACAGCGAACCCGACCGUUGAUAGUCAGUCGCCAUCCUCAACAACCGCAUAUGGAAGAUCAGGCCGGGUACCUCGAUACAAAUUUCUCUCGCUCAAUGGGUGGAUAUCAAACACAAAGCCCGAACCUUCAACAAGAGUUCCGACGGUCCUUCAAUUCAACAGGGUUCCCCAGCCCUCAGCAGAACAUGUACUCGGGCAGCGCUGGUUGGCAAAAUAACAACAUGCUCGGCAGCUCCUCAAUGUCGGCAAACUACUGCGUCGCAAAUUCAUCUCAAGCUACGCUCGCUCCAUCGCCGACCUCAUUCCAACUACCACCCGUACCCCACGUGCAGCAGCAGCAGCAGCAGCAGCCGAAUAUGUUACCACCACCCAUGACACACCACACAUACAACGACGGGCUCCCGAACCCGCGACACUUCGAUUCCGGAACCACGCUGGGCAUCCAGCUGAGGACCGGUAGUAUGGGACACCCGCAUCAGAUGUCUCAAGGUCAUGGCUUUGGAGAUUUCAUGCAGGACGGCAGCAGCUUCGGUACUCAUGAUCCCGAGAUGAAGCAAGAGCAACAUAUCCGACCAAGCUGA